CAAAACGAGCUACGUGUCAGGAAAAGAAGAACCUGCUAAAUGGGCGAAGGCGAUCAGGCCGCCUGAGCUCACCUGUUUGGAAUAUUUUCACCUGUUUUAAUAUUUCUUCUUGGAGUUAUUUUUACUUAAUCAUAAAAAACACAACUUGGAGUAUUAUAAAGCGACGAUGUUAACGAAAUUUGAGACGAAGUCGGCCCGUGUUAAAGGCCUGAGUUUCCAUCCUAAGAGGCCAUGGGUUCUUGCAAGUUUGCACAACGGAGUGAUCCAGCUGUGGGACUAUCGAAUGUGCACAUUGAUAGACAAGUUCGACGAGCACGAUGGCCCUGUCAGAGGAAUUGAUUUCCAUAAACAGCAGCCUCUGUUUGUGUCCGGAGGAGAUGACUACAAGAUCAAGGUGUGGAACUACAAGCUGAGACGCUGCCUCUUCACCCUCCUUGGACAUCUGGACUACAUUAGAACCACCUUCUUCCAUCAUGAGUAUCCCUGGAUUCUGAGUGCCUCAGAUGAUCAGACUAUUCGGAUCUGGAACUGGCAGUCCAGGACUUGUGUCUGCGUGCUGACCGGCCACAACCACUACGUGAUGUGUGCUCAGUUCCACCCAUCCGAGGACCUGGUGGUGUCAGCCAGUCUGGAUCAGACCGUGCGAGUGUGGGAUAUUUCUGGUUUGAGGAAGAAGAACUUGUCUCCUGGCGCUGUGGAGACUGAGGUGCGGGGCAUCUCUGGCGUCGACUUAUUCGGUGUCUCGGAUGCUGUUGUGAAGCACGUCCUCGAGGGUCACGACCGUGGGGUCAACUGGGCUGCCUUCCAUCCCAGCAUGCCCCUCAUUGUGUCUGGAGCCGACGACAGGCAGGUCAAGAUCUGGAGAAUGAACGAAUCUAAGGCAUGGGAACUGGAUACAUGCCGCGGUCACUACAACAAUGUGUCCUGUGCCGUCUUCCACCCGCGCCAGGAGCUCAUUCUGUCCAACUCUGAGGACAAGAGCAUCAGAGUGUGGGACAUGUCCAAGAGGACUGGGGUGCAGACCUUCCGUCGGGACCACGACCGCUUCUGGGUGCUGGGGGCUCACCCAAAUCUCAACCUGUUUGCUGCUGGUCACGACAGCGGCAUGAUUGUAUUCAAGUUGGAGCGUGAGCGUCCAGCGUAUGCCGUGCACGGUAACAUGCUGUACUACGUCAAGGAUCGCUUCCUCCGCCAGCUGGACUUCAACAGCAGCAAGGACACGGCUGUCAUGCAGCUUCGCAGUGGGUCCAAGUUCCCGGUGUUCAGCAUGUCGUACAAUCCUGCAGAGAAUGCCGUCCUGCUCUGCACUAGGGCGACCAACCUGGAGAACAGCACCUAUGACCUGUACUCUAUCCCCAAAGAGAGCGACUCUCAGAACCCUGAUGCACCGGAGGGGAAGAGGUCUUCUGGUCUGACUGCAGUGUGGGUGGCUAGGAACAGAUUUGCCGUCUUGGACCGCAUGCACUCAUUGCUGAUCAAGAACCUGAAGAAUGAAAUUGUGAAGAAGGUCCAGGUCCCGAGCUGCGAGGAGAUUUUCUACGCCGGCACCGGUUCUCUGCUGCUGCGUGAUGCCGACGGCGUCACGUUGUUUGACGUGCAGCAGAAACGCUCCCUUGCUACCGUCAAGAUCGCAAAGGUCAAGUACGUGGUGUGGAGCGCCGACACCAGCCACGUGGCUCUGCUGGCUAAACACGCCAUCAUGAUCUGCAACCGUAAGCUGGAGAGUCUCUGCAACAUUCAUGAGAACAUCAGAGUGAAGAGUGGGGCCUGGGAUGAGAGCGGCGUCUUCAUCUACACCACCUCCAACCACAUCAAAUACGCCCUCACCUCUGGUGAUCACGGCAUCAUCAGGACCCUGGACCUGCCAAUCUAUGUGACCCGUGUGAGAGGAAACAGUGUUUACUGCCUGGACAGAGAGUGCAGGCCACGAGUCCUCACCAUCGACCCCACGGAGUACCGCUUCAAACUGGCCCUGGUCAACCGCAAAUAUGAUGAGGUUCUCCACAUGGUGCGUAAUGCUAAGCUGGUGGGCCAGUCCAUCAUUGCCUACCUGCAGAAGAAGGGCUACCCUGAGGUGGCUCUGCACUUUGUCAAAGAUGAGAAGACUCGCUUCAGUCUGGCUCUGGAGUGUGGAAACAUCGAGGUGGCUCUGGAGGCAGCCAAGGCCCUGGACGAGCGAAGCUGCUGGGAGCGUUUGGGUGAGGCAGCGCUGCUGCAGGGACACCACCAGGUCGUAGAGAUGUGCUACCAAAGGACCAAGAACUUUGACAAGCUCACCUUCCUCUACCUGAUCACUGGAAACCUGGCCAAACUGCGCAAGAUGAUGAAGAUUGCUGAGAUCAGGAAGGACAUGAGCGGUCACUACCAGGCAGCUCUCUACCUCGGAGAUGUCAGUGAGAGGGUCCGCAUCUUGAAGAACUGUGGACAGAAGUCUCUGGCCUUCCUGACUGCAGCCACUCAUGGACUGGAUGAAGAGGCCGAGGCGCUGAAGGAGACCUUUGACCCUGAAAAGGAGACGGUGCCGGAGGUUGAUCCCAAUGCGCAGCUGCUGCAGCCGCCUCCUCCCAUCAACCCUCUGGACACCAAUUGGCCUCUGCUCACUGUCUCAAAGGGUUUCUUUGAGGGAGCCAUUGCAGCAAAGGGUAAGGCCGGUCAGAUGGCCGCAGACCUGGACAUGGAGGCUCCAGGAGGAGAGGGCUGGGGAGAUGAUGCUGAGCUUCAGCUGGAUGAAGAUGGUUUCAUGGAUGCUCAGGAAGGAUUAGGGGAGGAAGGAGUCGGAAAAGAGGAAGGAGGAGGCUGGGAGGUGGAGGAGGACUUGGACCUUCCUCCUGAGCUGGAUGUGCCGGCUGCAGGCGGAGGAGCAGAAGAUGGCUUCUUCGUUCCACCCACUAAGGGCAUGAGUCCCACGCAGAUGUGGUGCAACAACUCCCAGCUGCCUGUGGAUCACAUCCUGGCUGGCUCAUUCGAAACUGCUAUGAGACUGCUCCAUGACCAGGUGGGAGUGGUAAGCUUUGGCCCCUACAAGUCUCUCUUCAUGCAGACUCUGUCUCGAGGCCGUACCUGCUACCUGGGGCUGCCUUCCCUGCCUUGCCUGCGUGGUCAUCCUCAGAGGAACUGGAAGGACUGUGGUGCAAAGCAAGGAAUGCCAGCUGUGGGCUUGCGCCUCUCCGACCUCAUCGCUCGCCUGCAGCAGUGCUACCAAAUGACCACAUCCGGGCGCUUUGAGGAAGCUGUGGAGCGCUUCAGAGCCAUCCUUCUGUCUGUGCCUCUGCUGGUGGUUGAUAACAAGCAGGAGAUUGCAGAGGCUCAGCAGCUGAUUACGAUCUGCAGAGAGUAUAUAGUGGGUCUGACCAUGGAGACGGAGAGGAAGAAGUUGCCUAAGGACACUUUGGAUCAGCAGAAGAGGCUGUGUGAGAUGGCUGCCUACUUCACCCAUUGUAAUCUCCAGCCGGUCCACAUGGUGCUGGUGCUGCGGACAGCUCUGAACCUCUUCUUCAAGCUGCGUAACUUCAAGACUGCUGCAAACUUUGCACGACGCCUGCUCGAGCUGGGACCAAAGCCAGAUGUUGCACAGCAGACCCGUAAGAUUUUGGCAGCCUGUGAGAAGACCCUGACAGACGCCCACCAGUUGAACUACGAUCCCCACAAUCCAUUUGACCUGUGCGCUGCCUCCUUUGUUCCUUUGUACCGUGGACGUCCUGUUGAGAAGUGUCCUCUCUCUGGAGCCUGCUACUGUCCUACAUACAAAGGCCAAAUCUGCAGGGUCACACAGGCGACUGAGAUCGGUAAGGACGUCAUCGGUCUGCGUGUGAGUCCACUUCAGUUCCGCUGAGAAGAAGCGGAGACAAACAGAAGAGAAUUCUCUUUUCAAACACAUCCACACUCACUCUGUAGAAACAACAGUUAUUAAAAUGAUGAAUAAAAGCAGAGGUAUAUACAGUAUGUUUCGCUCACAAUGAUGUUAAAUUACUAAAUACUUUUAACUCUUAUUUCAUGCAUCACUUAUCCUGCUAAAAGCUUUCUCUUGUACUGUGUCAUCUCUGUCCUGUAGCUGUAGUAGAGCUGUAAACCUCGCUGAUGUUUCCUUUCUGGCUUGUUUGAUGAUAAAUUAAAUGUGAGCAGUAUUGCUCUAUGUAUCUGGGUGACAAAGACAAUAAAGAUGCCUGUUUAUCAAUGAAAA
Messenger RNA from Notolabrus celidotus (New Zealand spotty), 4180 nucleotides. RefSeq names its product COPI coat complex subunit alpha (gene copa). Lineage: Eukaryota; Metazoa; Chordata; Actinopteri; Labriformes; Labridae. The transcript has 30 exons. Gene Ontology annotation, cellular component: COPI vesicle coat. The record is from RefSeq and is a predicted model, not a curated record. Gene Ontology annotation, biological process: endoplasmic reticulum to Golgi vesicle-mediated transport; intra-Golgi vesicle-mediated transport; retrograde vesicle-mediated transport, Golgi to endoplasmic reticulum. Gene Ontology annotation, molecular function: structural molecule activity; protein binding. The coding region runs from base 167 to 3832 and encodes 1221 amino acids.